AUGGUAAACACACUUGUAACCACCGACACCUGUCAUUAUGGUAAACAUAUCUCUGUAACCACCUGGACACCUGUCAUUAUGUUAUUACAACCUGGAGAGCUCAUACUACAUCACGCCCACCUACAUCCCGCUCAUACUACAUCACGCCCAAUCCCUCCCACCUACAUCACGCCCACCUACAUCCCGCCCACCUACAUCCCGCCCACCUACAUCACGCCCACCUACAUCACGCCCACCUACAUCACGCCCACUCAUCCCGCCCACCUGCCAGCACGCCCACCCACAGCACGCCCACCUACAUCACGCCCACCUACAUCCCGCCCACCUACAUCCCGCCCACCUACAGCACGCCCACCUACAUCCCGCCCACCUAUCCCGCCCACCUACAUCACGCCCACCUACAGCACGCCCACCUACAUCACGUCCAUCUGCAUUGCGCCCACCUACAUCCCGCCCACCUACAUCACGCCCACCUACAUCCCGCCCACCUACAUCCCGCCCACCCACAUCCCGCCCACCUACAUCCCGCCCACCCACAUCCCGCCCACCUACAUCACGCCCACCUACAGCACGCCCACCCACAUCACGUCCAUCUGCAUUGCGCCCACUUACACCAUACACCCCCGACCCAAGCCACGCCACCGCACGCCUCAGGGCUCAGGGUCGGGGGCAUGA
Molecule: messenger RNA, 675 nt
Organism: Homarus americanus (American lobster)
Lineage: Eukaryota; Metazoa; Arthropoda; Malacostraca; Decapoda; Nephropidae
Product: repetitive proline-rich cell wall protein 1-like
Exons: 2
Coding region: 1-675 (224 amino acids)
Source: RefSeq, a predicted model, not a curated record